GUCCCAGAUACUUCGGUCUGGGAGGUGCGGACCAUGAGGAUGAAUGUGUGAAUUCGGCCUCGCAAAAAGCAGAGGGCAGCCAAACACAGAUGGGAGACCCAACUGCGGUAAGAGGGGAUAGCCUAAAGGCCUCGCAGAAAGCUGAGGAAGCAAGGUUGUCGGCCUCGCAAAGUGCUGAGGGUCACCAAAGGAAGCAGAAGCAGAAGCAAAAGCCCAAGAAACGGAAAGCGCACCCAAGAGCACCACCUAAGGAUCUACCACAGGAGUGGCAAAUGUUGUGUCAAGUGGUGGGUAGAUAUGAUGCUUCCAGUGAGGCUGCCGCACUCGAAGCCAUUGAGAAACUGGAAGAGCAGGAACUCAACCCGCUACAACAACGAGCAUGCCACGAAGUGCUUCGUUCCUUUGUGGAGCAGGACGCACAAUAUGCCAAGUGGAUCUUGGCAGAUGUGGCAAGUGGGUAUCGCCAAGAUGAUAAGGCCGAAUGCAUCAAAAUCACCUCGGCCAACAUCACCAGCUGGAGGAAACCCAUAGCGGCAUGGAUACACGAACUAGGACCGGACCUGGUGGUGCUGCAGGAAACCCAUCUCAAGACGGAGGGUAUCCAGCAAGCCAUGAGCCAUUGCCAAGAUAUGGGAUACACCUUCAUUGGCAUGCCAGGCAGUACAAAAACUAAGGGUGUACAAGGAGGCCUGGCAGUGGUGGCACCCCGACAUAGGAACCUGCGAUACCUUACUGAGUAUGGGACAGGACCGGCGGGCUUCCUGGCAUGUGCCAUGAGAAAUAAAGGCUGGGAUUUGAUCAUCGUCAGUCUGUAUUUGGAGAGCGGGGUCGGAUUCCAGGCUCCAAACAAUAUCCAAGUACUGGCGAGACUGAUAGCCUUUCUCAAGGGCUGCAAAGUGCCAUAUAUGGUGCUGGGUGAUUGGAAUGAAGCCCAGGAUACCAUGAGGGGCACAACUCUGGCGACAGAAGUUGGUGGUGCAUUUGUUGGAGUGGGGGAACCAACGGCCCAAGGAUCGGACGAAAUCGAUUACGGGCUGGUUGCGAAAUGCUUGGUGCCCAUCCUGCAAGUGAAAACGGAUUGGGAAACCCCUUUUCGGCCUCAUGCUGCAAUGCAUUGGAGGGUGGCCCAACCGUGCAGUAGCCCUGAUGCUCCCCAGAUGAAGAAGGCGGGAGCACUGGUGACGGAGACUGUGGAAUAUGAACCAGUUCAAAACACACAGAGCAUCAACAUCUUGGAUGAACCCAAGAUGGUAGAUGAGCUCAGUGAGACAUUUGCUCACCUGAGUGCCGGUGUGGAGAGGUCGAUCACAGGCCGAAUCGACGGUAUGGGUGUUAAAUCGGAGAUUGUGCGGAAGAAAUUGGUGGUCAACAACCCGGAGAACGUUGUCUGGACGGGCAAGAGGGCGGCCUUUUGGAACCGGGUCCAACAAUGGGUCAAACAAGGCAGACAUCAUGGCGAUGCACAUCCGGUGGCGCGUCUGGUCCAACGCAGGCUCGGCGAGUAUUACGAGGGUGAUGCGCAGAACCAGGAGGAUAUGCUUGCGAGUAUCUUGGGCCGGGGUACGGACGCUAGGCUUGCUCUGAAGCGCAUCGACGAACAGCAAUGCUACGCGAGAAAGGCGGAUAUGGAGGAGACAGCCCACCAGUACAAGCAAUGGCUCAGUAAGGCCAUGGAAAAGGGCAUGCGACCAUUAUACAAUGCCUUGCGAAAAGAAGAACAAGUGGUACACAGACCCUACAUGGAAUAUGACAUGCUGGAACGGCCACACAUUCGCCGAGACCACUGGGCGGCAGUGUGGACGACGGGCCAACCGUUGGCAAAAUCGGCCUCGCUCAUGACGGAGCUUGAGGAUGCAGCCAAAAAACAAGCGGCCAGCGUGGAGCCGCUGAACCCUGUCGAGGUCAAGGCAAGGAUCAAAAAACUGGCACUAAAGAGCCCGGGGCCGGAUGGCUGGAGGAUUGACCAUUUGCAGGCCAUGGACGAUAAAGCAGUUGAAGCCGUUGUGUCCUUCUACCAUGAAUGUGAGGCCAAGGCAGCAUGGCCGCAGCAAAUGACAGUCUCCCUUAUAGCAAUGCUGCCGAAGAAUCUGACCCGGGAAAGACCAAUCGCCGUGCUACACAUCCUGUACAGGACUUGGGUCCGUCUGCGAUGGGAUUUGGUAAGUACUUGGCAGGCAGGCUAUGCCACAGCUGCCACGUACGACAAGGCAGUCCCAGGCAGUUGCUGCUUGGACGUGGCCGUCGGCAGACUACUGCGAAAUGAGGUGGCAAAGACAAAUGGAGUGCAUGUGGUGUCACUCUUUGUGGACCUCGAGUCCUUUUUCGAUACCAUCCAAUUUCAGCAAUUGAUCAUGGCAGCAACGGCCCUGCAAUAUCCACCGCUUAAUCCUGAAGAUGGCACUGGAAGUGUACAUGGGUGCCAGAUACUUGGUGGCGGAUGGGGUGCUAUCGGCAGGCAUCAGAGCUACAAAUGGCGACGAGAUGUGGCAAACGUGGACUGUUGGUUGGAUGAUGUCUCAAUUGACAUCCAGCAUAAGUCCUUUAAACACGUGGCGGAUAGUGCCAUACGAGUCUACCGCAGCUUAAAGGACGGGAUGGAUGCUAAUGGUUUCACGAUUUCAUCCAAGAAGACAGGGUUUGUGGCCAGCAGUACCCAGGCGAGCAAGCACCUGCGUGAACUCCUGCUGCCUCAUGAGCCACAGGUGUAUGACGUGAUGCGUGACCUGGGCGUCGACAGUACAGGGGGGCGAAAGCGUCGCUUGGUGACGUCGGCAACGCGGGCCAAGAAAGCCCGUGCGAGACAUAGCAAACUGUCUAGGCUGGGGCCGCCGCCCAGCACUAAACUCCGCGUGGUCAAGGCAGCGAUCACAUCAGUUGCUUUGUGGGGGCACCCCUCUGUGGGGGUCUCACCCAAAAGAAUGAAAUGGCUCCGAACAGUGGUUGGAAAACACCUGGGUAAAUACAAACUUGGGAGUUUGGAAACCAUCUUGGACAUGGGAGCCAAGAAAUGCCAGGAUCCAAAGCGCACAAUCCACAAGCAGCAUUUCAAAGUGGUGGCCAAAGUUUUCCGUGCAUGGAUCGGUGGCGGAAAAGCCCACUUUGACUUGGCCUGGAAAACCACUUGGAAGAGGUUGAGUGCGGCCAAACACCAUUGGCCACUGGUCACGGGGCCGAUGGCAGCAACCAUGGCGUACUUACUGGAUCUGAAGGUAGAUGCCAGUGACCCAGGCAAAUGGAAGAGAGGAAGUGUCCUCAACGUUGAUUGGACCCAGCCACGCAUGGGUAGCCUCGCCUACAAAUGGCUUGAGGGAUUCCUGGAGGAACAGAAGCGGGCUGCGAUAGCGCGACAGGCAGGUGGCGCUGGUGCACAAGAGGGGCUGGAUUGGACGCCGCAUCACAAGCUGACGAAGCUGGGAGGCCUCAGCCCAGGCCUUAUGGAAGGUAUAAAGUCAGUGUGGCACGCGGGCGUCAUCACGGAGUCCAAGCCAGGAUGCUUUGCAGCAGAUGCAAAAGUGGAAGCGGAAGGCUUGAUCUUCGCCACUGACGCAAGUGGAGGUCCAGGAGGAAUAGACCCACGUGUACAAACAUCAGCCCUCGCAGUGGUGGCUAUGUCCUGGACAAAAGGUGUCCUGGAGGAAGCCGGACGGAUUACAGAGCUGGUCUACCCGUGGCAGCCGGUGGUGGACAUGGAGCGCCGUGCACUUUUCCGACUAAUGGAGCACACGGAGGAUCUGAUUGAUGUCACUAUGGAUUGCAAGCCGGCAGUCCAAGUGCUACAAAAAACACAACCGCCGGAGGAUGACCUGGAAUGGAGCAAAGUGUGGAAUGACAGGAAACGUAUCAAGGCAACCUGGGUCCCGUCCCACAAAACUGAAGAGGAAUUCCUGGCGAAGAUGGGGCCGGGCACGUUGUGGCGACGUGCAGCGAAUGACAUGGCAGACAAAGUAUGUGGGGCAGUAGCGGCGGCUGCUUACAGCCCAGCGCACAAGAGGCGUGUCAAAGAGUUGGACAAUGUGGUGCGCACACUUUCCCUGGCGUACGGUGCACGCGCAGCCCACAUAUUGAGGAAGCGCAAAGAAGAAGACUUCCCCUUCAUUCUGGACCAUGCGCAUUACAAAGAGAAGAUGGAGGUGGUCUUGGAGCAGUACUGCGUCAACCAGCCGGAGGGCAAGCUGGCUACCCAAGCGCAAACCCUUGUCAAUGGUGGAAAUAUGAGCAACGUCCAGAAUCGGCCGGACAAAGGCAAGGGCAAAAGCAAAAACAAGCAGAAGGAUCAGCCCCGAGAACGUUCCCCGCUUCGACAGGCCAGACACCCGGAGCAGCCUUGGGAUAGGGAAGAGGAGAGUGCUUCGGAAUCUCCGGUGGGUCCGGUACGCCUACGGGAGAGAGGAGAAGACAGCGCGGCCUCGCACCAAGCUGAGGGGUCAAUACAGAGCAAGAGGCAAGCGAGCCUCGAACAGUUACGCUGGCGGAAGGGCCAGGUGCAGGGCGCACACGAAGAGGAUAUGCUCUGGAUCGGCUAUGGGACCCUGUGGGCAGGAUGGAUUGGAGUCCUUUUCGACGAAGCAGUGGAGGGUUACUGCCACCACUACUUCUAUGGAAGUAUCAUCCGCAGGGCAGAGCUGUUCAACACAUGGUGGCAGGAACAUCGCCAUGAAGCCGGGGUCCUCAGACAGUCCCUGUUUUACCUGGUGGCUAUAACGUCAUGGCUGACCAUGCAAGGAGUUGCUUUAUCGGAUGUCACGGUGAGCAACGUUGGGCGCGACCCAAUGUCAGGAUCGUUACCACGGGCAGUGUUCUUUGACACGGCGGAGUGGACGAUGCUGCAGGAGGAGAGAUACAAGCUAUCAAGCGGCCUUGUACGCCUCCUGGAGAAGUAUGAUGAGGAGCUACUGGCAACCAUACGUGGAUUGGUCAGAACGUACGACGGCAAGAAAAUCACGCUGGGCAUGCCGUAUGACGAAGCUGAUGAGUGA
This is a messenger RNA of Symbiodinium natans, 4976 nucleotides long. NCBI's taxonomy places the organism in Eukaryota, Dinophyceae, Suessiales, Symbiodiniaceae. The record is from the annotation of a GenBank genome assembly.